GUUUGAUUCGCCCGGAUACAGCAUACUUGACCUUAGACAUGAGGUCUGAAUUCCGGUCUACUCACGUUAAUUGAUGUCUGAAUCUAGAGUUCAGGUUAUUAGCCCGGUUAAAAGCUUUUUAGCUGGUGGGUUCGGUGGAGCAUGUUGCAUUGCAAUUGGUCACCCUUUCGACACAAUAAAGUUCUAAUUUGAUCGAUAUACACAUUAGUUUUGUCGUCCCCAUGUUAGCUAAAAUUAUUACAGAUAUAGCAUUUCUGUCUUUUUAAAAACGGAUGUAUGGCUCGUAGUACAUUUGUAUCAGUCCUAUUAUUUAUUUAGUAGUCAGAGAUAGGUAUUAUUUGAAAAGUAUAUCUAAUACUCAGAUUACUAAAUAUUUAUUUCCACCUCACUCCUGCAAACGCAUUUUUUCACAGCUUGUGAUAGUCGUGGUUUCAUUUCUAUACCUGUUUUACCUACCAUAGUUCUUGUUAAUCAUAUGUCCUAUCACUUCUCAGUACUCAGGUAACCAUUACUUUCGCGUUCGAUGGUCUGUGGUAUAAUUUUAUGUGGAGCAUUCCUAGGUAGUGCUCAUUGAUUUUAACUUUCCUAAAUCAUAAUGCGACCACAGUAGUUUGAUUCAUUUACACUAACGCUUUACAGUCUAUUAAAUUUACUCGUCGCAGCGUAAAAAUUCGUAUUUUUAAAAUACCAGUAUAUUUGUUAAAGAUAUCGUACAUACAAGAGGAAUUCUUAUGCUUAGUAUAGUUCUAAAAAAUGCUUAUAAUAUGAAUAGAUUCUUAGUCGUGCCAGUUGCGUUCUUUAUAAGAUUGUCCUAUGACAUCUAGAUUAUAGGCUCUGGGGUGAUUCGUUAUUUCAGAGGCUUUGACAUCAAGCUUAGACCGUUUAAAAGUUUUCUCUUCCUUUUUACGUUAAAAUAUCCAAAUUACUGACAAUUAACCGGAUCGCGUAACCUGAGUAUUCUGUCUAGCUGAUGGUGUUCUGUUUGUUAUUUGAUUUCAUAUUGUUUCCUAUAUUUCGCUAACUUUCCACCACCUGUUUUCCGGCGGUUUUUUAAUCUCGGCGAAGUAUAUUACCAUAAUCAGUCAUAAUGUUCAUUCGAGCAAACCUAUUUAAAAUAUGAUUUUGUAUAGGAAUUCAUGAUUAGUAGAAAUCCUAUAGAUGCUAUUCUGCCUGUAAGUUAUCAAGUUGUUUUCUUAGGUUCGACUUCAAACAAUGCCUCACGUAACAUCAGGAACAGCGCCUUUGUAUUAUGGGACUUUUGACUGUGUAAAGAAAACUGUAGCGGCUGAUGGUAUCUUUGGACUUUAUAAGGGGAUGGGGGCACCCUUAGCCGGAGUGGCUCCUGUAUUCGCCAUUUGCUUUUUUGGGUACAAUUUAGGUAAGCAGCUUUUUGCCAAGGAUCCAAUGGAUUUAAGGAAACAUGAAAUUUUGUUUGCGGGAAUGUUCUCUGGCAUUUUUUCAACUGCAAUCUUGGCUCCGGGAGAGCGUAUAAAAUGCCUAUUACAAGUUCAGUCGAAUGCAAUUGGACCUUUGAAGUAUAGUGGACCGGUUGAUGUUCUUCGUCAGUUGUAUCGCGAAGGUGGGAUUCGAAGCAUUUUCAAGGGAACAGCUGCAACACUUCUGCGAGAUGUCCCUGCAUCUGGAGUGUAUUUUCUGAGUUAUGAAUUAAUGAAAGAUGCAUUAAGGAAUCCACACUCAAAGAAUAAUGAAUUGAGUGUUGGUAAAACUCUCUUUGCCGGUGGUAUGGCAGGUAUCUUCAACUGGCUAGUAGCUAUUCCUCCCGAUGUUUUAAAAUCUCGUCUACAGAGUGCUUCUGAGGGUGUUUAUCCCAAUGGAAUUCGGUCGGUAUUCUCUGAACUUAUUGCAAAAGAAGGCUUUUUGGGAUUGUAUCGGGGUAUGACUCCGGUGAUGCUUCGAGCAUUUCCUGCAAAUGCUGCAUGCUUUCUCGGUUACGAAGUUGCAUUGAAGUUUCUGGAUUAUGCAUUCCCUGGUCUGUGAUAAUGUUUCGGUGUGAUUAUCUUAAUACAUUUGUCAAUUGAUUUUGAAGUCGGGUUACUUUGAUUUCUAUUUACAGAGUGGAUUAUUAUCUUCCGUUCAUGUACAUUUUUGCUUAAAAAUUUAUCAAGAUCAGUAUUAUCAUUGAGAAACAUUGCCAUUCUGUAGAUUGCAAUUUCGAAAUUUAAUUUUACUAGCUACUGUAAAAUAUUUUUCAAUUAAUUGAUCUAUGAUAAUUUA
Schistosoma intercalatum is the source of this 2235-nucleotide messenger RNA. Lineage: Eukaryota; Metazoa; Platyhelminthes; Trematoda; Strigeidida; Schistosomatidae. The record is from the annotation of a GenBank genome assembly.